Molecule: messenger RNA, 1025 nt
Organism: Physella acuta
Lineage: Eukaryota; Metazoa; Mollusca; Gastropoda; Physidae
Product: low-density lipoprotein receptor-related protein 8
Cellular component (GO): plasma membrane
Molecular function (GO): protein binding
Source: RefSeq, a predicted model, not a curated record
UUUUAUUUCCUCGAAUGGCCUUUAUAUGCCCAAAAGAUUUGUGUCUAUGACCAGUUUCCAACAAAAACUAAACUUGUUGUAAUCAGAAAAUACUUUAUUUUUUUUUAACUAUACGGCUAUUUGCCUGAUAUAGACAGCUGCCGAAGUAGAUGAUGAUCAAAAUGGCGUCAAUUCGUCUUCGUUUGGUGUUUGUUCUACUUAGCAUCGCAGGUGCCUUUUGCCAGAAUUUUACGAAGAGAAAUCAACCAUCUGUAAACAAGCGUGAUGUGACGGUGAAGUGUGGAUCCAACCAAUUCGCAUGUUGGAAUCUGGUCCAGUGUGUCGAAAAAUCGCAAGUCUGCGAUACUAUAGUUGACUGCAAAGGUGGCACCGACGAGUUCAGAUGUCCCAAGGACUGCUCCCACAACAACCAGUUCCGCUGUAGGUCCGGACUAUGUAUACCACGUAACAAAGUGUGUGACCGAGUUAACCAUUGUAAAGACUGCUCGGAUGAACAGGAAUGCGAAAAACGUCCUUGCUAUUAUGGCAAGGAGAGGUGCGACAACCACAUUUGUAUAUAUAAAACCAAGUUAUGUGACGGUAAAGAUGAUUGCGGCACCGGAUGGGAUGAGAACAACCAGACCCGCUGUGGGUCAGGAGAAUGUGUACCGCGUUACCGUAUGUGCGACAGAUACUGGGACUGUAAGGACGGCACCGAUGAGUUAAAAUUAUGUGAGGACUUUGUUUGCGCUGAAAACGAGAUCAAAUGCGACAACCACAUCUGUAUACUGAAAACCUGGGUGUGUGACGGUCAAAAUCACUGUGGCAAUGGAUGGGAUGAGAAGAACUGCGGUUAAACGGAAUUGAUUCAGUGUUGUCAAAUAAUGCUGUUCACUGACCUAUCCCAAAAAUUGGAUACAUUAAAAAUAUUUUCCCAUUAACGUCUCUCAAUAUCAGAUCGUUGAUUAUAGACUUAUUAGCCUAUAGUGCUGAAUUGAAGAAAAUAAUCCCCUUAUAAAGAGGUUACCAACACAAAAUAAUGUAUU